This is a messenger RNA of Hypanus sabinus (Atlantic stingray), 3849 nucleotides long. RefSeq names its product flotillin-2-like. NCBI's taxonomy places the organism in Eukaryota, Metazoa, Chordata, Chondrichthyes, Myliobatiformes, Dasyatidae. The coding region runs from base 107 to 1393 and encodes 428 amino acids. The transcript has 11 exons. Gene Ontology annotation, biological process: protein localization to plasma membrane; regulation of myoblast differentiation. The record is from RefSeq and is a predicted model, not a curated record. Gene Ontology annotation, cellular component: plasma membrane.
CGGUGUCUUCCGCUCCACAGCGAGGGGGCGUGGAGCGACGAGUGCGUUGGGCGGCUCCUGCGCCUUGUUGUUGUGAGGCGUUGAGGGGCAGAGGCGGGCGGCGAAGAUGGGCAAUUGUCACACGGUGGGACCCAACGAAGCGCUGGUCGUGUCAGGUGGCUGUUGUGGAUCGGAUCAAAAGCAGUAUGUCAUUGGUGGAUGGGCGUGGGCGUGGUGGUGCGUCUCACAGACACAGAGGAUUUCCCUUGAGAUUAUGACGCUUCAGCCCAAGUGUGAGGAUGUAGAGACCGCAGAGGGGGUAGCACUAACUGUCACAGGGGUCGCUCAGGUGAAGGUAAUGACUGACCUGGACUUGCUGGCUGUAGCGUGUGAGCAGUUCCUGGGGAAGAGUGUCACCGAGACCAAAAGUGUGGUCCUGCAGACCCUAGAAGGACAUCUCCGAGCUAUCCUGGGCACCCUGACCGUUGAAGCCAUUUACCAGGAUCGGGAUCAGUUUGCUCAGCUGGUGCGUGAAGUGGCCGCCCCUGAUGUUGGCCGUAUGGGAAUUGAGAUCCUCAGCUUCACUAUCAAGGACGUUUAUGACAAAGUGGAGUACCUGAGUUCAUUGGGGAAGUCACAGACAGCAAUCGUGCAGAGAGACGCAGAGAUUGGUGUGGCCGAGGCAGAGAGAGACGCCGGCAUCCGGGAAGCUGAGUGCAAGAAGGAAGCAAUGGAUGUUAAGUACAGUGCGGACACCAAGAUGGCGGACUCCAAGCGAGCCUUUGAGAUGCAGAAGGCAGCUUUUAAUCAGGAGAUAAAUACAAAGAAAGCAGAGGCUCAGCUGGCAUACGAGCUACAGGGGGCCAAGGAGCAGCAGAAAAUCCGGCAGGAGGAAAUUGAGAUCGAGGUGGUUCAACGCAAGAAACAGAUCGACAUUGAGGAGAAAGAAAUAGUCCGCAUGGACAAGGAGCUGAUUGGGACAGUGAAAAGGCCGGCAGAAGCUGAGGCUUUCAAGAUGCAGCAGCUGGCAGAAGGCCAAAAAGUGAAGCAAGUGCUGAUCGCCCAGGCUCAAGCUGAAAAGAUCCGCAAGAUCGGAGAGGCCGAGGCUUCUUCUAUCGUAGCCAUUGGAAAAGCAGAUGCAGAGAGAAUGCGACUGAAGGCCGCAGGUUAUCGGCAGUAUGGAGAGGCGGCCAAGAUGGCAAUGGUGCUGGAUGCUCUUCCCAAGAUCGCCGCAGAGGUUGCAGCUCCGUUAGCCAAGACAGACGAAAUAGUGAUUCUUGGAGGAGACAAUAACCGUGUGACGUCGGAGGUCACGCGUCUACUGGCCGAGGUCCCAGCCUCUGUGCACGCUCUCACUGGGAUUGAUCUAUCAAAGGUUCCUUUGAUCCACAGUUUAACCAACGCCCAGGCUUGAUUAUCAGAGAUCCAUUUAGAACGUUCCCCUGCAGAAAGUACUACUCCACAGAUCUGCACCUCAGAAUACUUAAGGAUCACUUUUUCUAUGGAUAAUUUGUGCGAUUUUUCCUUUUUAAUUUUUUUUUUGGUUUUCUUUCAAACCUCUGGUGCCUUAAUUUAAGAAUAUCAAUCAGUUUUUUUUUAAAUAAUCCGAAUUUUUAGUCAUUGGUGUUCAUUUGUUCAUACCUUGUUUUUGGACUCAAGCCCAUGUUGCAGGUUGCCAUCAGAAAACACAAUCAGUUCAUGGAAAGCUGGCCUUUUAAAGCUUACUACGGAUUCCUUUUUGCUUAAUUUCAAGCACCAACAUCUACCCUAAGCUGCCCUGGUGCUGCUGAAGGUGGGGAAGAAACGGCAGCCAUUGGGCUACUCAUUCCUGUUCUCAGGCUUCUAAAUUUUCACAUGGGAUACCUAAACUCUUCAACUAAACUUCAGAGGACACUUUUGAAGUGCCUUUUGUUAUAUUUAAGCCAGUCCCUCAACAUUCUAAGAGCUCCCUGACGCAUCCUGCAACAUGGACAAAAGACCGAGCAGCAGGUGACAAGUACUGAGCUCCAACAGGCCCGAUGUUUUUUUUUAAAACUUGCUCAUGGAAUGGUGAAACCGUGAGGAGCAGCUAAUUCUGCGAAGUUUCCUAAUGAAUGUCUCAGAAGGAAGCUAAAGUAGUUUGUUCAGUUGGGUGGUUGAGGAUGUGUAGAGGAUGUAUUCCACAGAAUCGAUACUGGGCAUGGUGUUAUAUUGUGUACAUUAAAUUUGGUUAUACUUUUAAAAUGGCCUCUACACACCAACAAUCAUAUUUCUUUUGGAUCUUGGCAAGUGCAAAUAUCUGGCACAGGUGUUGAUUUGCUGGUUGUUGCCUGUGGGACUAAACACGAUACAGUGCCUCAUAGAGCUGUCAAACACCAUUUCACUCCAGCUGGCAGAGUUAAAAAGCUGCCUCACUCUUUCCCUGCGUCCUUGCAGGAUGAUUCUUCAGCCAUGGCCUUGGGGAACAGCCUGGCCCCUGGCCAUGGGUGACCUACUAAGUUAUGACUGCAUAGAGCAUGCUUACUGGAGUGAAUCUACAAGUGGAGACCUCCAGUGAUGCAAUUCACCUUCCAGCAAAGUGAAAUUGCAGAGUUCAUUUUGCUCUUUAGUCCUGUGUCCACUGGCCCACAGCUGUAAGUUUCUGAUCUCACUGGGUUUUCCCUCUCUAGUGCUGAGGAAUUAUUAGUAAGAAUCCAAAAGGACCAAGGUCCAUUCUUGUCACUGAAGGCAGCAAAUUCCCAUAUUGUAAAGCUCCCUCACAGCAGCUAAACCACCUUCUCCAGUUUCCCAAAAGUCUUAAAUUGCAAAUUAGCCAGCUAGGAUGGAAUCCAUCUCCAGGCUGCAUCACCGCAAGAAAUUAUUUUAAACUGCUGAGUGGCGAUGCUGAAAGAGCAGAGUACUGUCAUGUACAUUGUUAACUUUGUUACUGCACGUGUGAUUUUUAACUUUACUGCCCUCCCAGUGCAAAUAGCUUCAUACUGGUUAAGCGUAGCCUGAGGUUUCCAGUGUCGAUCUGACAGAUUAUGCAAAUUCUAGAAAGCCAUUUAAAUAUUAUCCUUGGUGCAUGGGCUCCUCUCCCCUCAUGUGAGUGGCGCAGGCUGGCACGCCAAUCAUCAGCUGGGUGCUCCACAUGUUCCCUGUAUCUUUUCCCAAAAUGUGUUCCUCAAGCAAAAGCCUUAAAUCCACAGCUCAAUAACAAAGGAGAGAAGAACAGAUUUUAACCCUGCCAGACUUCGUUUCUGUCACUGUGAAGGAACUGUUAUGUAUAAUGUGACCUUUCCCAAUUCCCGGUUCCAUUUCUUUCUUGAUCUUCUGUACAAUGGGGAUGAAUAUUAUAAAGCAGCCUUUGUCUCUGGGUUAGAUAGAUUUUCUCCAGCAUGGGAAAGGUGGUCCCAGGUAUGUGAAGCUGGCUUUCGGGUGUUUAAAGUGGGGGGGGGGAUGAUCUGUACAGUUACCCUCUCCUUCUGGAGGUCCAGAUCAGCUUUAACUCUGCACUUUAGCCUCUGACUAGCCCAAGGUCACAUCACCACGUCUGACCCAAUGCAGUGCUGUUAACUGGACUGUGGCAUGUACAACCAGCCACACUUUUUUUAAUGCGUUGACAAUGUAAACUUUUUAAAAUUAAUUUUAUCACAUUUCUUUCCUGCCAAAAAUAACUUUGAUUUGUUACAAAUGAUGCAUCUAUUAAAAAAUAACAAGAUAUCUGCAUUGAAAAGUAAGUAAAAAGAGGAGCAAAUGUGGUAUAUUUAAUAUAUACUCAAUAACACUUCUAUAGAAAUAGUGGUACAAUUAUGUAUACAAUAGAAAGUAAUUCAUGUAAUCUGUUUUUUGAAACUGAAUCACAUCCAUGGGAAUCUCUCAAUGGAGUAUGAUAAAUAUUGACAUGCUGGC